Salvia hispanica is the source of this 1777-nucleotide messenger RNA. Its product is annotated as solanesyl diphosphate synthase 2, chloroplastic-like. Gene Ontology annotation, biological process: plastoquinone biosynthetic process; isoprenoid biosynthetic process. Gene Ontology annotation, cellular component: chloroplast. Lineage: Eukaryota; Viridiplantae; Streptophyta; Magnoliopsida; Lamiales; Lamiaceae. Gene Ontology annotation, molecular function: prenyltransferase activity. The record is from RefSeq and is a predicted model, not a curated record.
UUGUGUGAAAUUAAACAAUCCUGUGUGUUGUAUAAAAAUAAAAAUCCGAAGUCGAAUGCUGUAUUCAUUUGCUCCACUCAAUUUUUCCUGCUCAUGCCCAACCCAAAAUGAAUACGUCUCGCAACCAGCAGCCUCUUCUAUUCUUUGAGAAACUCCCCAGCUCCACAGCCAUCAACAUUUCGCAUUUUCCCAGCCUCCUUUUUCAAUCAAAGAUUCAAUUUUUGUUUAUUCUGCGUCAAAUGAGAAAUUGCCCGAGUUUCUGAAGUGGGUUAUUUAGCUUCUGGGAAAGAAAGGUUGCUGCUUUUGCUAGUAAUGAUGUCAGUGACAUGUAGUAAUCUCGAUUUUGGUAGAGCAAGAUUGGAUUUUGCAGCGUGUGGGUGCUCUUCCAGUGUUUCCACGAGAAAUUUCGGAAAGGGGCUGCUCAAGAAUGUGAAUUGGCGCCGCAGAUUCUUGGGUUGCCGGCGCGUGUUUUCGACCAAGACUCCGGAAGCUUUUCUCAAUGGGGUUGCUGCUGGUCCCCCUCCUGCACUGGACUUGGCUGAUGAGGAAAAGGGCCUUCCUUCAAUGUCGGAUAUGUUUGAAGUGGUUUCUGAAGAUUUACUGCAAUUGAAUAAGAAUCUGCAAUCGAUUGUUGGUUCAGAAAACCCUGUUUUGAUGUCUGCUGCUGAGCAAAUAUUCGAAGCUGGUGGGAAAAGAAUGCGGCCAGCUUUAGUUUUUCUAGCCUCACGAGCCACUGCAGAAAUUGCUGGUUUGAAGGAUCUUACCAAAGAACAUAGAAGGUUGGCCGAGAUCAUCGAGAUGAUCCACACUGCAAGUCUGAUUCAUGACGAUGUAAUAGAUGAAAGCGAUAUGAGGAGAGGAAAAGAAACCGUCCAUCAAUUAUAUGGCACAAGAGUGGCUGUUCUUGCUGGCGAUUUCAUGUUUGCUCAAUCAUCGUGGUACCUGGCAAAUCUCGAAAAUCUUGAAGUUAUCAAGCUUAUAAGCCAGGUUAUUAAAGAUUUUGCUAGUGGUGAAAUAAAGCAGGCAUCAAGUUUGUUCGACUGCGACGUUCGCCUUGACGAGUAUCUAAUCAAGAGCUACUACAAAACAGCCUCCUUGAUUGCUGCUAGCACCAAGGGAUCCUCGAUUUUCAGUGGGGUUGACAGUUCCAUCAGCGAGAAGAUGUACCAGUAUGGUAAGAAUUUGGGGCUCUCGUUCCAAGUCGUCGAUGACAUAUUGGAUUUCACUCAGUCAGCAGAGCAGCUGGGAAAACCGGCUGGGAGUGACCUGGCAAAGGGAAACCUUACUGCUCCGGUCAUAUUUGCACUUGAGAAAGAGACGAAGCUCAGAGACAUCAUUGACUCUGAAUUCUGUGAGACGGGCUCUCUUGAGGAGGCCAUUGAGAUUGUCAAGCACAGCGGGGGGAUUGAUAGGGCUCGGGAGCUGGCUAGAGAAAUGGCUGAUCUAGCUGUUGAGAAUCUCCACUGCCUGCCCCCGAGUCCCUUUAGGCUAUCACUGGAACAGUUGGUGAACUAUAAUUUGGAACGGAUAAAAUGAAGACGUGUUGCUCAGGCGCGCAGCAGUGUGUUGUAUGCUGGAUUCUUGAUCAUCACAGAAUGAAAUUGUGCAUGAAAGCAGGUCUAUGGUGUAUAUUUAUAGGAAAUCUUGAACAAUAUUGGUGUAGCAGUUGUAACAUUGUUAAGGUCAUUUUCGGACAAUGGCCUAUAGAAGAAACAUACAUUUGUUCUUCAUCAAAUGGGAAGCUAAUAAUAUUAUGGAAUGAUUGUCAUUUCAAGCA